Lindgomyces ingoldianus is the source of this 1169-nucleotide messenger RNA. RefSeq lists its product as uncharacterized. The transcript has a single exon. Lineage: Eukaryota; Fungi; Ascomycota; Dothideomycetes; Pleosporales; Lindgomycetaceae. Bases 101 to 1015 code for a protein of 304 amino acids. The record is from RefSeq and is a predicted model, not a curated record.
CUCCAUCACCCAACAUAAGGCAUCUAAGCACGACGUACUUACGAGCGCGCUCCUCCGGAUCAGACGCUUCUAUCUUUUUAAGACCGUUCGGUACGAGAAUAUGCCUCAAACUAUCGCCCUCGAGUUUGAAUCGGACCCUUCGCUAGAUGGAACGCUUCAUGGGAAGGAUUUCGGGGAAUAUCUCGCGAAGGGGAAACGAGGUGGUGUCAGGUAUGAGGUGACAUCGUAUAUCGCGGUGCAUGGGCAUAUGAUGGUGAACGACAAGAAAGAGAAGGCAAGCCUACUUGUCUACAAGGUCGUUGCGGUUGCGUCGCGCGCAAGACCGAUAUCAAAACUGGAGGUUGAGCUCGUGUUUCGGAAGAAGGCCGCUGCCAAAGCGGACCCAGACCCGCGACUCCUCAAAACCUGUCCCGGAGAGCGAGGGUUCAAACUCGAAUGCAAACAAGGAUCUGCCAAAUUCAAAUCACACAGAGGCAGCAAAUUUGGUGUAAAAGUUGGCGCCGACAUGGCACAUGCAGAAGGCGGGUUCGAAGGAAGUCGGGAGCAGGAGUUAGAUCAGCCACUCGAGUUCUAUGCCCUCGCCACUGGCACUAGACACUCCUCCACUCAGCGCGGUCGAACUCCAAACGCAGGUCUAUGGACAUUUGAAGCUUCGGGCCCCGUUAAAGGUAGCAUUGUCAAGAAUGGCGUGCCUCCAGUCUGCCACAUAGUCGCAAUUUUAAUCCGCCCGUGGGAAGACGAAUUCAUUUGCAACGCCAAGGUCCACGUCGAAGUCGAUAAGACCUGGGCUCUAGCUAACUCCUUGCCUAUGUGGUGGGACAGCGUAUUCUCAGAACCAAUGACUUAUGAUCCAGAGGAGAAUGAGCAGGCAGAGGAACCAAUUCCCCCGGAAACUUUGGAUGAAUACAAGAGCGAGGAUAAAUUGAAGGAUUUGGUUGAGAUACAGUUCCCCCAAAACUAUGUUGAUUGGAAGUUUGGCAAGGUACAACAUGAUGAUGAGGACGUCGAAGAAUGAGUCAUCAAUGUCUGUUGCCCUCAUCCCGAAUUCACGGAGUUCCCGCGAUAAUUGUUAGAAAUUCUUUUGAUAAUACCUGAAUUGCCAUUUUCGGUACGUGAGAAAGUACCACACACUACAUUACACCCUCAUUUUGUUUAAAUUUUUGAUAUUU